AUGAUGAUGAUGUCCCUGAACAGCAAGCAGGCGUUCAGCAUGCCGCACGGCGGCAGCCUGCACGUGGAGCCCAAGUACUCGGCAUUGCACAGCGCCUCGCCCGGGUCCUCUGCACCCGCGGCGCCCUCCGCCAGCUCUCCCAGCAGCUCGAGCAAUGCUGGCGGCGGUGGCGGCAGUGGCGGGGGCGGUGGAGGCCGGAGCAGCAGCUCCAGUAGCGGUGGCGGCAGCGGCGGCAGCGGCGGGGGCUCCGAGGCGAUGCGGAGAGCAUGUCUUCCAACCCCACCGAGCAAUAUAUUCGGCGGGCUGGAUGAGAGUCUGCUGGCCCGCGCCGAGGCUCUGGCGGCGGUGGACAUCGUCUCCCAGAGCAAGAGCCACCACCAUCACCCGCCCCACCACAGCCCCUUCAAGCCGGACGCCACCUACCACACCAUGAAUACCAUCCCGUGCACGUCGGCUGCCUCCUCUUCGUCGGUGCCCAUCUCGCACCCGUCCGCGCUGGCGGGCACGCACCACCACCACCACCACCACCACCAUCACCACCAUCAGCCGCAUCAGGCGCUGGAGGGCGAGUUGCUGGAGCACCUGAGUCCCGGGCUAGCUCUGGGUGCCAUGGCGGGCCCCGACGGCGCCGUGGUGUCCACUCCAGCUCACGCGCCGCCCAUGGCUACCAUGAACCCCAUGCACCAAGCCGCUCUCAGCAUGGCCCACGCGCACGGGCUGCCCUCACACAUGGGCUGCAUGAGCGACGUGGACGCCGACCCCCGGGACCUGGAGGCGUUCGCCGAGCGCUUCAAGCAGCGACGCAUCAAGCUGGGGGUGACCCAGGCCGAUGUGGGCUCCGCGCUGGCCAACCUCAAGAUCCCCGGCGUGGGCUCGCUCAGCCAGAGCACCAUCUGCAGGUUCGAGUCCCUCACGUUGUCUCACAACAAUAUGAUUGCGCUCAAACCCAUCCUGCAAGCGUGGCUAGAGGAGGCGGAGAAGUCUCACCGCGAGAAGCUCACCAAGCCGGAGCUCUUCAACGGCGCGGAGAAGAAGCGCAAACGCACGUCCAUCGCGGCGCCGGAGAAGCGCUCGCUCGAAGCCUACUUCGCCAUCCAGCCGCGGCCCUCUUCCGAGAAGAUCGCCGCCAUCGCUGAGAAGCUGGACCUCAAGAAGAACGUGGUGCGCGUCUGGUUCUGCAACCAGAGGCAGAAACAGAAAAGAAUGAAAUAUUCCGCGGGCAUUUAG
Messenger RNA from Physeter macrocephalus (sperm whale), 1227 nucleotides. It is a transcript of the gene POU4F2, whose product is annotated as POU class 4 homeobox 2. Bases 1 to 1227 code for a protein of 408 amino acids. The record is from RefSeq and is a predicted model, not a curated record. Gene Ontology annotation, biological process: regulation of transcription by RNA polymerase II. The transcript is spliced from 2 exons. NCBI's taxonomy places the organism in Eukaryota, Metazoa, Chordata, Mammalia, Artiodactyla, Physeteridae. Gene Ontology annotation, molecular function: RNA polymerase II cis-regulatory region sequence-specific DNA binding; DNA-binding transcription factor activity, RNA polymerase II-specific.